This is a messenger RNA of Owenia fusiformis, 1125 nucleotides long. NCBI's taxonomy places the organism in Eukaryota, Metazoa, Annelida, Polychaeta, Sabellida, Oweniidae. The record is from the annotation of a GenBank genome assembly.
GAUGAUUUGAUUUGAUUUGAUUAUUAAUAAAGUUAUUAUGAUUUCGUUUUUUCAACCCAAUUAAUCAAUUACGCAUGCGCAUCAAAAAGCACUACUUCCGGUUCUUAUUUCGUAAACUUUUAUUUUUGUUACAUUUCCAAAUAUUACGCAGUAACUAGACAUCUUGUACCUAAUCUAAAGCUGUCAACUCAAUAAACAAUAUGCCUAGAAGAGGUGGACGAUCUGCUUCCCCAAGGCCUUCGCCACCACCAGCCCGAGCCCGUGCCCCAGCCCCACCCCCGAGGCAAACCUCACCUGCUGUUGCCCCCCAAGCAGCCCCAGCCCCAAUGAUGGCUCAGCCUAAACAGCCAGGGAUGAUGGCACAAGUUGCAUCCACAGCUGCUGGUGUAGCUAUAGGAUCAGCAGUGGGUCAUACUAUAGGACAUAUGAUGACUAGUGGAGGAGGGAGUAACGAGGCUGCACCACAAGCGGAACAGCCUCAACAGCCACAACAGCCAAUGCAACAACAGCCCUACCAGCAAGCCCCAAUGUCCUAUAUGGACCAACAGGCUCAGCAGACCCAAGGGGGUGUCUGCCAAUUUGAACUGAAGCAAUUUAUUGAAUGUGCCCAAAAUCAAAGUGAUGUAUCUCUCUGCCAGGGUUUUAAUGAAGCUUUGCGACAGUGCAAGGUGGCCAAUGGCUUGCAGUAAUGCUAGACUGAUUAGGAAAUUGUAGACAUCAGAAAUAGGACAACUGAGACACGGAAAUACUAAACCAUUGGAACAUUUUAGUAAAGACAAGCUAGGCAGUUUUAUUUCAGUUUAUUUUAAGAGACUUAUCUGAAUAUUUUUUGAUGCUUGUAUUCCUGAAUACAAAUGUUGAUAGUGAUUUAAAGUAACUAAUUAAUAAUAUGUGGAGUCAGUUUUCGAAAAUUAUCGCUUGAUUCAUUGUUUUCCGGAUUGUUACAAUUGUUAGCCUUCACAUGUGCUUACUACUGCAUAUAAAUUCAAAAUAUUGAUUGUUAUCCUUUGAACUGCAUAAUCUAAGAUAGACGAGAACUAAAUUUAGACAAAACUUGUUAUUGGUAAAAGUUGAUGGUAUAUGAAAAUAAACAGUAUUUAUAUUAUGUAUAAAUAAAUUAAACAA